CCAGAGAACAUGGCCGGGCGCUACGGUCUCCAGCGUUCCACUUGGAGUAACCCUAUGUAUGGACGUAGUUCGUGGGAUCACCAUAUGCCCGAGGAGUACGAGGAUGUUGAGUUGAGCUGGACGGUAAACCGAGCAAAAAGGGAAAAGCAGCGCAAAAUGGUGAAGAAGCGAAAAGCCCAGUCCUACAACCUCAAGGCGAUUUUGGUCAGCUUAAUCGUCCUACAGAUUCUCCUUCUUGCAGUCACCGCUGUUAUCCUAUGGAAAGUGCUGGACACAUCGACGGUAUCACCACAGCCACCAGAUUGCGAUACAAACUGGUGCAAAGACGACCCCUGUGAUAACGGAGUGUGUGUGGAGGCGGCGGACGGAUUCUACUGUGUGUGUAGAGGUGGAUGGGAGGGCGAGUUCUGUGAAACAGAUGUAGACGAAUGCAAGACUGUGGAAUGUCACCCCCUAGCGACAUGCGAAAAUACUGCAGGAAGUUACACCUGCGAAUGCCAGGAAGGGUACGAGGGAGAUGGGAAAGAGGCAUGCACAGACAAAGAUGAAUGUGUAGAGGACAUCUGUGGACCUAAUUCCCUAAGCUGCAGUAACACCAUAGGCAGCUACAACUGCAGUUGUCAGCAAGGGUUCUUCUUCGAUGGUACAAGCUGUGUUGACGUGGACGAGUGCCUGACCUCUCCCUGUCACGACUUCGCUGACUGUACAAAUCUUCCCGGGAACUACAGCUGUGCAUGUAAAGCCCAGUACAGGGGAGACGGGAAGGUGUCGUGUAAAGCGAAUUCAUCUGGGGAUGGGUCUAAAAUUAUGGUGGCAGCGGGAGACCCGGCCGGAACUGACCGGGCGUCCAAUUAUCUAGAGGUGUAUUCCUUUCCUGGAGGCAUAACCGUCCGAACUGCAGAAAGCGCACCGAACUAUACCUAUUGUGCUCAAUCUGGGAACUGUGGAUGGAAUGCAAACUAUCACAACAUAGUCACAGGUUUAGAUUUGCAAACAUGGCAUCAUGUAGAAAUGACCCUGACUGCCAAGCCUGUAGACUAUAUGGACCAAUGGCAAUAUAGAGUAGACGGUACACACACAUUUACAGGAGGGGCGUACUACCAGACAGCUAGAUAUGAUAGAGUAGACUGGGACUACGUCAAUGUAAAUAGGCUGAAGUUCCAACCAAGACAUGCCAAUUUUGACGCCAGCUUUCAGGGCUUUUUCUUCGAUGACAUUCACUAUGGGGUAUUUGAUUCCAGCUCCCCUGAGAAUGUCAUUGAAGAAUACUGCGUUUCCUUUGAGGAAUAA
Messenger RNA from Branchiostoma belcheri (Belcher's lancelet), 1290 nucleotides. RefSeq names its product neurogenic locus notch homolog protein 1-like. Bases 10 to 1290 code for a protein of 426 amino acids. NCBI's taxonomy places the organism in Eukaryota, Metazoa, Chordata, Leptocardii, Amphioxiformes, Branchiostomatidae. The record is from RefSeq and is a predicted model, not a curated record. Gene Ontology annotation, molecular function: calcium ion binding. The transcript has 8 exons.